UUAGAGGGGUUAUGAUCGAAUUUUUUUCUUUCCGUUUUUCCAGUUGACUCAGGCUCAUGGCGUGUGUGGCUAAUUCCAUAGGCCUGAGAUGGAACGGGAGCCCAUCGAGGCCGCCGGAUUGUUUCAAGGGCAAGAUAAGUGAAGACAGACUACCACAGCACUACCAUCCCACGGCUCAUAUCUACUUCUCACAGUCACCAUGUUCAAACACUUUAUUGCAAGUCAUCAGAAAACAUCGAAUUUCGGCAUCUGGAUUCAGGAAAACCCGCGUACCAAUACCCAUAUCUUCCCGUGGCUUCUGGGUCUCAUCUGAACAGCCCCAACCAAGAGGAAUUGCUGCGCCCGCGAGAGCUUUCAGGCCUGGGAAUCGGUUUCUGCAUGUGGGUGGCGAUGAAAAUCGGUCUUUUCUUCGGAUUCGAGUGAAUUCUGUGGGCGCAGACAGGGGAGGCACUUCCGUUGGAUUUCAAACAGUUGUUGGGAUACUGCAUUUGGCUGUUUCACUUGGGAUCAUUCUCGCCAUGGAUAAGUUUCUCAAGCAAGCAUUUGUAGCCGCAGCAAUCAAGUUCCCAAGCGCUCUCUUCGGAAUGUUUUGUGUAUUCUCCGUUUUGUUGGUUUUGGAUUCCGUUGCCUCGUCUGCUGCGACGAGUUUGAUGAAUUUCUUUGAGCCGGCGACUCUGUUUAUUCAGAGGUGGCUUCCUCUUUUUUAUGUUCCGUCAUUGGUGGUGUUGCCUCUGGCAGUAAGGGAUAUCCCUACAGCUUCAGGACUCAAGAUCUGUUGCAUCCUAGUUGUUGGGUGGUUGGCCUCACUUUCCGUCGCUGGCUACACAGCCUUAACUGUAAGAAAGAUUGUAAAGACAGAAAUGGUAGCUGCUGAGCCAAUGACAAAACCUUCACCAUUUUCGCAUGUGGAGGUGUGGACUUGGAUAGCCAUUUUCAUUUUAUCAUUUGCUCUCGCAUUCUUGUCCCCAACAGCACUUGGGACGACUGCAAGGACACGGCUUCCUUUCUUACUUGCUGCCACCGUCUUAGGAUAUAUGGUCGGUUCUGGGUUGCCUUCCAAUGUCAAGACAGUCUUCCAUCCAAUCAUUUGCUGCGCUUUAUCUGCAGACAUAGCAGCGUUAGCUUUUGGGUAUUUCUCCCGAUCUGGAAUGGAUGCUAUUCUAGGGGACUACCUCACCAAAGUGUCAUCGAAUCCCGGAGCUGGUGAUAUCCUGAUGGGAUUCUUGGGAUCUGUCAUUAUUUCUUUCGCCUUUUCCAUGUUUAAGCAGAGGAAGCUCGUCAAGAGGCAUGCAGCAGAGAUAUUUUCAUCUGUGAUAAUUUCAACGAUUUUCUCUUUGUAUUCAACUGCGAUUAUAGGGCGAGUAGUCGGAUUAGAGCCAUCUUUGACCAUAUCAAUUCUACCAAGAUGCAUAACCGUGGCAUUAGCCCUCAGCAUCGUGUCGUUGUUUGAUGGUGCCAAUCCAUCUCUCACUGCAGCUGUAGUGGUACUAACAGGCCUAAUCGGGGCGAAUUUUGUGCAAACAAUGCUGGAUAAGCUUCGCUUGUUCGAUCCCAUUGCUCGAGGAAUAGCAACAGCUUCAAGUGCUCAUGGACUGGGGACAGCAGCAUUAUCAGCAAAGGAACCCGAGGCUCUUCCGUUCUGCGCCAUUGCUUAUGCAUUGACAGGCAUAUUUGGGUCAUUGCUAUGCUCGAUUCCAGUAGUGAGACAAAGCUUGGUUUUGAUUGUUGGGUGAGAAUCAAUCAUGGUUUCCCAUACGCCAAUGAAGAUUUCGGGUACUGAGUCAGUCGCCAUGUGUUCUUUGAGUGACAUUUCUGCCCAUAAUGCAUCAGACGGCAUUUUCAACUGUUUGGUACCACUAAGAAAAAUCACUAUAGGAAGCUUCAAGAACAUAACCAUGGCAGGAGUGUUUGCUUUUC
Molecule: messenger RNA, 1917 nt
Organism: Magnolia sinica
Lineage: Eukaryota; Viridiplantae; Streptophyta; Magnoliopsida; Magnoliales; Magnoliaceae
Product: plastidal glycolate/glycerate translocator 1, chloroplastic-like
Exons: 9
Coding region: 57-1733 (558 amino acids)
Source: RefSeq, a predicted model, not a curated record